Messenger RNA from Geodia barretti, 627 nucleotides. Lineage: Eukaryota; Metazoa; Porifera; Demospongiae; Tetractinellida; Geodiidae. The record is from the annotation of a GenBank genome assembly.
AUGAAAUUGCAACUCGCUUUGGACUCAAGCAAUAGUCAAGAAGCCAAACGCAUCCUUGAGAAAGUUAGUGAUCUCGUGGAUAUUGUCGAGGUCGGCACACCUCUGCUCAUGAAAGAAGGGGUAAAGGUUGUUACGGAGAUCAAGAGUGCCUAUCCUCAGCUUGAGGUGCUAGCGGAUCUCAAAAUCAUGGAUGCCGGCGAUAUUGAGGCAAGCAUUGGAUUUGAAGCGGGGGCAGAUAUUGUGACAGUGCUUGGAGUGGCGCAUGACGUUACGAUUGGCCGCGCUGUGAACCAAGCCCGUACCCUCAGUAAGAAGGUAAUGAUAGACCUGAUAGCGGUCAGUGAUGUUCGAGCGCGCAUAGAUCAGAUUGAUGCCAUUGCUCCAGACUACUGCUGCGUCCAUACAGCCUUUGACCUCCAAGACCACGGUAUGGAUCCCCUGCGAGAAAUUCAACUCGUUCAAUCCGCUCUGAAGCGGACGCAGAUGGCGGUGGCGGGCGGGAUAAAUCCGGGGAUCUUGCCAGACAUUCUUGCCUAUCAUCCGGCGGUUGUCAUUGUGGGCGGUUUCAUCACAAACCAUCCAGAACCCCGUCAAGCGGCUCUCCAAAUCAAAGAAUUACUGGCUUAA